Molecule: messenger RNA, 702 nt
Organism: Agelaius phoeniceus (red-winged blackbird)
Lineage: Eukaryota; Metazoa; Chordata; Aves; Passeriformes; Icteridae
Gene: TMEM182
Product: transmembrane protein 182
Cellular component (GO): membrane
Source: RefSeq, a predicted model, not a curated record
AUGAAACUGAGUGUGGGGAUAUUUUUUGGAGGCUUCUUUGCAGCUCUGGGGGUUUUGCUUUUUUUGGUGGCAUUUGGAACAGAUUAUUGGCUUCUUGCUACAGAAAUAGGAACUUGUUCAGAAGUGCCUGAAGGUGCUGGGGGAGAGAAGGCCACUUUCCAUCAUGAAGGCUUCUUCUGGAGGUGCUGGUUUAGUGGAAAUGUAGGAGAUAAUAAUGGCAGCAUGUGGAAGUUUUGGUAUACCAACCAGUCACCUUCUAAGAAUUGUACACAUGCUUACCUGUCCCCAUUUCCUCUUCUCCGAGAUGAACACAACUCCACCUCCUAUGACUCUGCAAUCAUUUAUCGAGGUUUCUGGACAGUUCUCAUGCUCCUGGGAGUACUCACUGUUGUGGUGGCUAGUUUCCUCAUCAUCUGUGCAGCUCCUUUUGCCAGUCACAUUUUAUACAAAGCAGGAGGAGGCUUUUUCAUCAUUGCUGGUGUCUUGUUUUCGCUGGUAGUCGUGAUGUAUGUCAUCUGGGUCCAGGCCAUGGCUGAUCUGGAAAACUACACAAACAUGAAAAAGAUGGAUUGCCCAGACUUUGCUGUUUAUGUACGUUAUGGCUGGUCGUUUAUGCUGGCUCCUAUAGGAGUAUUUUUUGCUUUAUUAGCAGGAAUGCUGUUCUUGUUGGUAGGGCGUUACAUUUAUUUACACUCAGACUAG